Molecule: messenger RNA, 1251 nt
Organism: Eruca vesicaria subsp. sativa (arugula)
Lineage: Eukaryota; Viridiplantae; Streptophyta; Magnoliopsida; Brassicales; Brassicaceae
Source: the annotation of a GenBank genome assembly
AUGUAUGAAUUAAAAUGUCAGCUUGCAUCAAUCAUGAGCAUGCUGUCUCCAACUUUAGAGAGAUUGUUUCUCUCAGAUAUCCCAAGUUUGGUGGAACUUCCUUCCUCUAUCCAGAAUUUUCACAAUCUUGAUUGUCUGGAAAUUACAGAAUGCAUAAAUCUUGAGACUCUUCCCACUGGCAUCAACCUUCAAUAUCUCUGCUACCUUGACUUCACGGGAUGCUCACGUUUGAGGACUUUUCCUGAUAUCUCAACCAGCAUAGAACAUUUCUAUCUAGCCCGAACAGGGAUUUUAGAGGUUCCUUGGUGGAUCAAGAAAUUCUCCAAGCUUGAAUACCUAGGCAUGGAGAGCUGCAGCAACUUGGAGCGUGUAUCCCUUAACAUUUAUAAACUGAAAGAACUUAAGGUAGUUGACUUUUCAGACUGUGGGGCAUUGACCGAAGCUAGCUGGACUGAUUGUCCAGAUAAUUUUUUCUCAGAAGUCAGUACUCAUUUCAUCUGCCUCAACUUGGACCCAGAAGCUCUCCUUCACCAACGUUCAUUUAUUUUUGAGAAAUUGGUCAUGACAGGUGAACAAGUGCCGUCAUAUUUCACUCACCGUACAACUGAAACAACCUCCUCUUUAACCAUCCCUCUACCUCCCACUUCUCUCUCGCAGCCAUUUUUCCGAUUCAGGGCUUGCGCGUUGGGUCAUUUCGACUCUGUGCACACACAUCGUAGUAACGUAGUAUAUAUCCGUGUCAGCUAUCGGUUCAAAGGCAUACUUGGGGACAGCGUUGAUUCUUUUGGCCAGCAACAACUCUUUGGGACAGAUAAGAAGGAUAGUCAUCUGUUUAUAUUGGACUGUCGGUUCCCUCUAAACAACCACAGUGUUCCUAUAGCUCAACUGAACUACGAUCACGUGGAGAUACAACUCCAUGUAAGUAACAGAAUGGACUCUACAUUCAGAUCUAAAAUAUUGGAUCCUGAGGAAUUGGAUCAUCUGAGUGAUAUCAGUGACUUCAAGUUCAACUUAAAAGGAUGGGGUAUACGACUCGCUGAGGACUACUUAUCACCGAAGAACCAACUUGGUAAUCCAAAUACUCUUCCAAGAGUUUGUGAAGAUAAUAUAAUUAAACAAGAGUGUGGAGGCUGUUGUGAAGAGACAGAGAAAAACAAUAAGCGUAUGCGGGUAAGCAUCAAGCAUGACCUGAACUUUAUACUAUUUGUCAACAGAUCAGUGGAUUUAUUUUCUCGUUUUCUCUGCAGAUAA